Messenger RNA from Ramularia collo-cygni, 1635 nucleotides. RefSeq lists its product as uncharacterized. The record is from RefSeq and is a predicted model, not a curated record. Gene Ontology annotation, molecular function: zinc ion binding; DNA binding; DNA-binding transcription factor activity, RNA polymerase II-specific. Gene Ontology annotation, biological process: DNA-templated transcription; regulation of DNA-templated transcription. Bases 1 to 1635 code for a protein of 544 amino acids. The transcript has 3 exons. Lineage: Eukaryota; Fungi; Ascomycota; Dothideomycetes; Mycosphaerellales; Mycosphaerellaceae.
AUGUCCACUCCUCACGCCAAGCGGCGUGCAUGUGAGCGGUGCUGGAAGCGAAAGCAGAAGUGCGACCGACAGAAUCCGACCURUCAAUUGUGCAGAGAGGCGGCGGUCGAAUGCCGGGAUCGCACAAUUUCCGCUGGAAGUGACGACGACGAUGCGGCUUUCGUGGGUGAGAGCUACAUUCAAACACUGAAGAGAAAGAUUGAUCACCUGGAUGGCCGUCGUCGUGACAAACGCCCACGCACGGCCGUCGAGACGCCCAUUCCGGACGAACCAGAAUCAUCAGCCGGAGCUUCUGUUGCUUCUGUGCACAAUGCCCUCGCCGACUUGGGUCACUUUGGCGUGAACACGACCCCGAGAGACCCUGACACUGCGGACUGGAGGCCAAAGCCGUUCUCCGCUUGGUCGUUGGCUCAUACCGUAGUGCAAUGGUCGUACACAGGUUCCGUGGGACAAGACGCUGCCAUCAAUGGGUCACUCACUGCAGACCAGCAAUCUUCGCUAUCGUCGGAAGCUACACUGCCCCUGAUGAAGAAGUACAUCGAUUCCGUGCUCUGUAUGUUCCCCUUUAUCGAUACCAGAGAUCUCAUCCUCCAUCAUGACCGGUUUGUGCAGUCUCCCAUGGCCUGCACAGAUCCUCAUGGAGCUCUGUUAACCUCCCUAGUCUUGGCCACUGCUUGUACGAGGCAUCGAAGAGCGACGCACGUGGAGCUGAUGACGCGCUCUGUUAUAUCCAAGCUGUGUGCGAGCAUGUCCGAACGUCAUCCUGUGGCUUCCAUGCAGUGUCUGGUGGCAGCAGCAUUGUAUGCCUUUCACGGUACUACCAUUGAAUCGGCUUCGUAUCUCGUCCGUUUAGCUUUAUCAAAGGCGAUAGCCUUGGGAUUUCACCGUUCGCAAACGCAGGAUUCAGAGGAUAAAUGGCGGAUCAUUGCCGUGCUCUACGUCCUCGAUCGGUCCAUUGGCUUUGCAGUCGGUCAACCUCCUGCGUUGGAUGAUUGCGACAUUGCUCCUGAUAGGUUCGAACAAGGUCAGAUGUCGGCAAAUUGUCUGCUUCUAUAUGAGGCUAUGCAUCACUGCCGCUUGUUGAACAUGUUGAGACACAGUGGAAAACGAUCUCCCAUGUACUUCGCCACCACGUAUCGUACCUGGGUCGAGACGACUAGCCUGGCUCAGAACGUCUGUUACCGAGAAACUUUCAUCCGACUGCGAUGUCGUCUUCUCGUGGCGGCCCACCAUACAAUGACACCAGACUCGCAGAUCCCAGCCCAGGAUUCAAAUGAGACYCACGAAAUGUUGGAGACAUUCCACGAGUGGCUACAAUGCCUGGAAGCUCGUCAAGAUCUGGAAGAUGCGUUCUGGAGUGUACUGGACCCAUAUGAGAUUGCCUCAGUCGGCAUCGUAACCGCAUGCGUGCAUCUCAAGCAGAUGUACACCAACAUUACGGCUGACCAGAUUARUCACAAGAUCCAGUUACUCGCCAUUUCGCUCUUGAGCUUCUUGUCGGGGCACUUUUCCGCUGCAGCGCCAAUGCGGAAAAUACUAGCCGCCAUCUUCAACAAGCAGAGUGUAUCCAGCGAUGGGAACCUACCCCGCAAGCUACGCGAGAUGCUACACACGUACUCAGCAGCGAUCUCCUAG